This is a messenger RNA of Nanorana parkeri, 2349 nucleotides long. RefSeq names its product nucleolar protein 11 (gene NOL11). Gene Ontology annotation, molecular function: protein binding; RNA binding. Lineage: Eukaryota; Metazoa; Chordata; Amphibia; Anura; Dicroglossidae. Gene Ontology annotation, biological process: maturation of SSU-rRNA. The record is from RefSeq and is a predicted model, not a curated record. Bases 124 to 2310 code for a protein of 728 amino acids. The transcript has 18 exons. Gene Ontology annotation, cellular component: nucleolus; nucleus.
CCGCCUCCAGUGGCCGCUGUGACACCUCAGGCACUGUUUUCUGGUUGUCGCUGAUGUGACUGUCUGCCCUGCAGACAACACGUCUCUUUGAUCGGUUGACAUCACGGCCGUGCGACUGCCAAGAUGGCGGCGCUGUGCGAGGAGCUCACGUUGUGCGGACUGACGGUGUCCGGUGUUAGUAGCCUGCAGGGGGUUGAGGCGGCCGGAGACGAUGACAGAGUGCUGGUGACAGAGGCCGGGAGGACGGUGACAUUGUACAAGGUGUCGGAUCAGAGGCCACUUGGAAGUUGGUCAGUAAAACAAGGGCAGCGGGUGACGUGUCCGGCGGUCUAUAAUUCCACCACCGAGGAGUGUGUGGUGGUCCACGAUGACAAGGUGCUCCGGAUUUGGAAGAAGGAAGAUGUCAGAUUGGAUAAGGUCUUCAAAACAACGCUCUCGGCAGAGGUUUGCCGAAUCCACAGCCUUCCAGGCGCCGAGCCGCUUGUACUGUUCCGCCGUGGAGCCGUCCGCUACUUAGACACGCUGCUCCCGGAUCCUCGCCAAGAAAUAGAGAAUGUCUUAACACAAGAGGAGGCCAUCAUUUGGUCGCAGAUGUUUGUGGAGGAUGGGCAACCCCUAGUAAUGUUUAUUACAGAAAAGGUUCCAGAUUUGUAUGUAAACGUUUGGAAGGCGCGUUUCCGUGUUCCUCUGAGAUAUAAGCUGCAGGCGAUCCAAGAAGAAUCCCAUGUACUGAACUUCACUGCAAAUGUGAAGAAAAAUGCCGCGUCCCUAUUGAUCUUAUACUCUACAGGAAAGGUGCGCCAGUCUCUGGUUCCCUUGGUUGAGUCCAGCGACAGGUCGGAGAUUGUGUUGUCCUUGUCUUCUCUCCUCCAACUAUCGGAACCUGUGGAUAGCGGAGCUAUGACGCUUCUCGAUGACUCUCACUUGGCCACUCUGACACCCUCGGCAACAAAGCAGAAAGAUCUCCUCUGUAUAUGGAACGUAUCAUUCCAGACCAUGCAGGAGUGCAAGGAGUUCUCACAGAGGACGACCCAUCAGCUCUGGAAUUACCACAAUACGCUCUACGUGCCGCGUGGGAGCAAACUGCGGGUUCUACGUUACAUCUGCGAGCCGUCAUCCCUGGCCUCCGCUCUGGGGAAAGCCGCUGACAGCCAUAGAUCAGCCCUGAACAGUGUGCCGAUAGUAAGUUGGGGGACAGUAACUGAGAGCAAAACGACGCCAGGCAAACGCUCCAAGAAAGCUGACUCUGCUCCUUCCCAUCUGACCGAUGAUGUUUCUGUGCAGUCUCGGCGAGGUGAGGACAGCGGUGACGGUGGAUGUGCGUUUGAAGUCUCUCUCUCAGACCUUCAGAGUGCCUCUGAGAUGGAGAUCUCUGCUCUUGUGCGGAAGGCCAUGUCCAGCCUGACUCUUCCGGAGUUCCAGAUCACCGCUGGGAAGAUGGGGCAAGCACUGGUGGACCGGUGCAGGCGUGACCCCAAGUUUAACCCCCAAAGUGCUCUGAUUACUCUCAUUGAAACCAGAAAGUUGUCUUACAGCCUGUGUCCGGAUCUGAUGCCUUUUGGUCUGGAGAGGUCAGAUGUUCGACUCCUUCAAUGUUGUCUCCGCCGGUUUAUUGACGUCCCGGAGGCAGUGAUGUGCUCCUGUCUAAAGAUGUUCCUCAGUACCGGUGACGAUAUCCUGUGUGACGCCAUCUUGAAAACGGCCUCCGCGGAGUCUUAUAUCGAGGUGGAGGAGGAGGCCUCUGAUAUAGCGGACAACCCAAAGGAACCGCCAGCUGGGUCCGUCAUCCAGAACGGGUUCAGUCCCGGGGGUGCGGAGGACGACAGCUGUGACAUCCAGACGCCUAAUAGAGCUGCGCAGAAAGCAGAGAAGAAGACGGCCUGUCCCGUCAGCCUGAAACGGGCCGUCUUGUUAAACACGAUUGUGACUGCGGCAUACAGCGAGAGUUGCCUCCUGCCUCACCUGAAGGAUCUGACGUCUGAUCAAGUCUUGCUGUUCCUGAGCUAUCUGCUCUUCCUGUAUAAGAUCUGCAACCAGCAGCUGACGCUGAGUCUCCCCGGGAAGGAGAAGCUGUCGGUCACACAGGUGAUAGACUGGAUGAAUCUUCUUCUUGAUGCCAACUUCACCGUCCUGGUGGUGCUGCCCAAAGCCAAGCCGCUGAUUCGUUACCUCCAGAAAUGUGUCCAUUAUCAGAUGAAGUUGUACUCGGAGCUGAACAAGAUUGAAGGAAGUUUGUGUGAACUGAAGAGGUUACAGCGGCCUUGUGAGGACAAUGGAAGAUAUUCUAUUGAAGUUCUGGAACUUUAUUGAUUUGAUGGACAUUGGUGCAGUAUGUGCACAGGGCGGGGG